CUCUCUCUCUCUCUCUCUCUCUCUCUCUCUUUACACUCUUACUACUAUCUCCUUCAAGCUCCCUUUCUCUCUCUCUUCCCCAUGCCCUUUUUCGUCUUUUCAUCUCUCAAUCCAACGGCGAUGCCACCUUCCACGUCCUCAUCUUCUUCUUCUUCUUCUUCCUCCCUUUUUCUCCUUUUUCUCUUGUAUAGUAUAAUCCACUGUGCUCUUUCCAAACACCCGCGCAGCACAAUAUAACCGCCUCUUCUCUUAGGGUUUUCUUUCUCUUUCUAAUCACAUUACCUUCAAGGAAUUUUGGGUGGCCUUUCUUCUCUCUUUCUGGGUUUCAUCCGUUUCAAGGGUUUUGAAUUUGGAUUGGAAGGGGUUCUUUUUUUUUGGUUUGGGGGUUGUUUUUAUGUUGAAUGGUGAUCGAAAAGGGAAGCUUUAAGGCAUCACGAUUUGAUUCCGAGUUUUCUCCUCGUAGUAGGGACAGUAUGUCGAGUGAGGAUGAGGAGUUUCAGAGACGAAACGGCGGAGGUGAAGUUGAAUCUAAUGGAGAGGAUGAUGAUGAUGAUUUCGAUGAUUGUGAUUCAGGGGCGGGGUCGGACGACUUUGAUUUGUUGGAAUUAGGGGAGUCUAAGGAGGAGUUUUGUCAAAUUGGGGAUCAAACAUGUAGUAUUCCGUUCGAAUUGUAUGAUCUUUCAGGGUUGGGCGAUGUGUUGUCAUUGGAUGUUUGGAAUGAGGUGUUGUCUGAGGAAGAAAGGUUUAAUCUUGCUCAGUACCUUCCUGACAUGGAUCAGGAAUCGUUUAUGCGAACUUUGAAAGACCUCCUCACGGGUAAUAAUAUGCAUUUUGGAAGUCCUCUUGAUAAGCUGUUUAACAUGUUGAAGGGUGGGUUAUGUGAGCCAAGAGUGGCACUUUACCGACAAGGAUUGAUUUUCUUUCAGAAGCGGAAGCAUUAUCACCACCUCAGAAACCAUCAGAAUGCAAUUGUCAGUAAUCUUUGUCAGAUAAGAGAUGCUUGGCUCAGUUGCCCUGGGUAUAGCAUUGAGGAGAAGCUUCAAGUGCUGAACAUUAAGAAGAAUGAAAAGAUUUUAAUGUAUGAGAAAAUGGAAGAACUGGAAAGUGAUGGAUCCGAGAGAGAGGAGUUCAGUGAUACUUUGUGGGGCAAAAGAACAAAAGAUCGUAAUCUUGGGCAGAAUAUGGGCUGUUAUUCUGGAUACGGGAUAGGGUCAGCCCUGGAUUCGUCAUCUAGACAAAUGGCUUCAGAAGCUACUAGAUACAAAAGGCAGAAUCUAAAAGGGACUCUCAAGGUAGGUGGAACAAAGGGUUCUGCAUUGCCUCCUUUUCAUUGUGGUAAAGGAAUGGACUAUGAUUCUGGGAUGGCUGACCCAAUGAGGGAUAUGUUGAAUGGCAAUUAUGAGGAGGAUGGGAUGUACGAAGUGGAUGUGCAGAGAGACAGAAACUUUUCACGGGCAGGUGCUGUUGAUAAAAGUGGGACUGUCAAAUUGGGGAAGAAGCAUGAAAGGUUUAGAGUGGAAGAAUGCUCUGAUGUUUUCAUGGGUGUGCCUGUCCCGUCAAAGAAUGAUCUUUAUGCCCAUGGAAGGAACAAUACUGUCAAUCAGCUGUCAGAUAUUAAGGUCUUGACUGCAAAGCCCAGCAAUGCCAGACCUGCAUAUGAUUUUGGGAAAAAAGACAGGUAUGCUGAUGGUCUCCCACAGUUUUGCUCUGAAGAUCAGAUGAAUUAUGGGAAAAUCCGGAUUCCUAAAAUGUCGCUGAAGGGAAGUGCAAUGGAACUAGCGAGCGGAAGUGAACCAUUUUGGCCAAGUAAAGCACAAGAGGAUAACUAUUUUACCAACCCAUCGCACAAGUUCGGUAACAUGAAUGUAAAAAGCAAAAAGUGGAAGGUGGACCAAGAAUAUCCUGAUCGCAAGUUAAAUGAUAAGUUGUUUCAGUCAGACUAUAGGGCAAAAGCCUUCCCUGAGAAAGUCAAGGCUAAAAUGCAGAAUGGAGGACAAGAUGGGUCGGGAAUCAGAGGUCGAAGGGUAUUUGCAAAGACUGAAGAAACUGAAUCUGAAUCAUCAGAAAGAAGUGACGAGGAUAAUAAUCCAUUGAUGAGGAGCAAGUGGGCAUAUCCCAGUGGUUCCACGAACUUGAUGUCUACAUUGGAUACUAAAAGGGCUAAAUUUGGUCAAAAGGAUAAGUACAGUAUACCGGUUCGUGAUGGUUCAUUUCAUUCUUCUAGGAUGAUGAGCGACUCCAGUGAACUUUUCCACCCAAAGAGAACUGGAAGUCGUGGCUUGGGAGCAGAACCAAUGGGUAAGAUGCAUGAUCUUGGUCAUCUGAGUAGUUUCUCCACUAGAAAUCAUUUCUCUGGUUUAAGCCAGUUCGACAAUGACAAUGAAGAUGAUGAUGAGCAACCAAUAUACAAGCUAGCCAAGAAUGGUUCUUUGCAAGGGGACCAUACUGAAAAGUACCACAUGGCAUCCACCAGAGAGAAGAAACAAAAAGGAAAAGUUAGCCGUGAUAUCCUGCCUGCAAACUAUAUGCAAGAUCACAAGUUUCAGGAGGAUGACUCAUUGCGGACACGGUUGCCGGCUAAAAGAAAUGGAGUUUCUACCAAGUUUUCAAAGAAAGGUCAGAUGCCUGACACACGUGCUUUUGAUCAUCAUGAAAAAUCUGAUAUGCAUUUAACAGGUUGCAACUCAGUCAUGAAGAAGCGGAAAGUCAAAGUUGAUGUCCCGUACAUGGAUGAGGUAGAUGAUACUGACCAUCUCUAUUCUGAUACCCAGCAGCGACAAGUUGAUCUCUCAGUGAAGCGGGGUAAAAAGAAGCUGGAGGAUGAAUCAUGGCCUUCUUUAAUGGGAGUUCCCAGAUCUCCAACUUCAGAAAUGAUAGUAGAUGAUGUAGAUGUGGAAGACCGACCUCAAAAGAAGCCAUUCACUUUGAUUACUCCUACAGUUCAUACUGGCUUCUCAUUCUCCGUCAUUCAUCUUCUUUCAGCAGUUCGUAUGGCAAUGAUUACUUUGCUUCCAGAAGAGGCUGUAGAUACAAAUGCUGGAAGACAGGAAGCUCUGGAGGAGCACGGUGGAGUUGCACCACCUUCAGAGUUGGAGGGUGAUAAUUCACCUCCUUCCACUCAAGCAAAGGUACCCUCUCUGAGUGUUCAAGAAAUUGUUAACCGUGUGAGAUCAAACCCGGGAGAUCCCUGUAUUCUUGAGACUCAAGAACCUCUCCAUGAUUUGGUCAGAGGAGUCCUCAAAAUAUUUUCUUCCAAAACAGCACCACUUGGUGCAAAAGGGUGGAAGCCACUUGUGGUCUAUGACAAACCCACCAAAAGUUGGUCCUGGAUUGGUCCUGUGAGCCCUGAUUCAUCUGAUCAUGAGCCUAUGGAGGAAGUCACAUCUCCAGAAGUGUGGGGUCUUCCUCACAAAAUGCUUGUCAAGUUAGUUGAUUCUUUUGCCAAUUGGCUGAAAAAUGGUCAGGAGACGCUACGGCAAAUAGGAAGUCUCCCUGACCCUCCAUCGUCGUUGAUGCAAUAUAAUCUAGAUGAGAAGGAAAGGUUCAGAGACUUGCGAGCUCAGAAGAGUCUGAGUACCAUUGGCCUUAGCUCUGAAGAAGUCAGAGAGUAUUUCCGUAAAGAGGAAUUCCUUAGGUAUUCAAUUCCUGACAGGGCUUUCUCCUACACUGCUAUUGAUGGGAAAAAAUCAAUAGUUGCUCCUCUGAGAAGGUGCGGUGGCAAGCCAACGUCAAAAGCCCGUGAUCACUUCAUGCUGAAAAAGGAUCGUCCUGCCCAUGUAACAAUUCUCUGUCUUGUGCGAGAUGCAGCUGCUAGGUUGCCUGGCAGUACAGGGACUAGAGCAGAUGUUUGCACUUUAAUCAGAGACUCACAGUACAUUGUGGAAGAGGUUUCUGAUGCUCAAGUCAAUCAAGUUGUUAGUGGUGCGUUGGAUCGUUUGCAUUAUGAACGUGAUCCUUGUGUACAGUUUGAUAAUGAGAAGAAGCUCUGGGUUUACUUACAUAGAGAUAGAGAAGAAGAAGAUUUUGAGGAUGAUGGUACUUCAUCUACAAAGAAAUGGAAGAGGCAAAAGAAAGAAGUUGCCGAGCCAUCUGAUCAAGGAGCAGUAACCGUCGCUUAUCAUGGGACAGAGGAACAAAAUGGUUUUGAUUUGAGCUCAGAUCUCAAUGUUGAGCCCUCAAAUGUGGAUGAGGAUCGAACAGUCCUUACUUAUGAGGAUGGUAAGGAUCAUGUAGAGGACAAUAUUAAGAGCACCAAUAUGUCAGAACAAGGUACUAUGCAUUGUGGUUCUUCUCUGAUGGAUUGGGAUACUCUUUGCGCAACUCCUGGAGAUGGAAAUAAGUUGUUAUGUCAACAAAACUCUACUGAUAAUUUUGUUGAUGAAACAUGUGGUGGAGAACCACCAGCUUGAUUGUGGAAAGAGCUCUGUGUGAAGCUUCCAGAAAAGCCUUAUAUAUUUACCUACCUGAAGAGCCAGGAACUUUCGGCCGUCAGAUGAGACUAGAAAAAACUACUAGCCGAUUGCGCUCAGUGAAAUUCAUCCAGUUCAAUGGUUCAGUUUUUUUGGCCACGCUGGUCGCUAUAUUUUGGGCAUGGCGGCAGUUCACAAUCUAGAUUCAUUCUAUAGUUAAAACAAGGAAAAAAGGGGAGCCUCUAAUAUGUAGACUGCAGGUGAUAAUUUGCUUGCCGUUGCACAACUUUUUUAUCUCGGAAUGUACUUAUCUAUACCUUUUUCAUUUGUUCCUUUUUUUUCAGUGUAUAUUUACGUGGCAUAUUCAUACGAUACCAGAAUGCUGAAGCGCAAUCACUGUUCUGAAUUUGAGAAGCAGCAGAGUCCAUGUGUUAUAUACCCUCUCGUAUGUACAUUAAUCUAGUUAGAUGAGAUAAAUGAAAAUAAGUUGGUCUUGUGAUCUUUGCCCUUGAUCAAUCCUCCCCAUGGUCCUUUAACUGCAUUUAUACUUUAAAAUCUAUGAUUGUUCUCACCUAAUAUUUAUUUACUCUGAUUAAAUUUAUGGCAUGAUCAAACAUUGGAAA
This is a messenger RNA of Solanum dulcamara, 5032 nucleotides long. RefSeq lists its product as uncharacterized. The transcript has 3 exons. Gene Ontology annotation, cellular component: Ino80 complex. The record is from RefSeq and is a predicted model, not a curated record. NCBI's taxonomy places the organism in Eukaryota, Viridiplantae, Streptophyta, Magnoliopsida, Solanales, Solanaceae. Bases 402 to 4409 code for a protein of 1335 amino acids.